UACUUCCAAAUUCUCCCUUUCCAUGUCGUCUUCCAAAAAAGCCUUAGUUGUUGAUCCCUUUUGUUUCCGUCAGUUCGAUGAACACGCCGAUAGCAAAAAGUACGGUGGGACGGUCUUUAGUCUGUCGGUUGCCGACUUUGAACGCAUUGUCAACGAGAGGUUCCAAUCGGCCGACUUGAAGGACGGCUACGCACCCUUUUGCAAACACGUAUUCUUGGUCAAUGAUUUUACCAACGCUCGGGUAAACGUGUUGCCCAUCACAGAAGAGAACGAACACCUGAUUCGUACCAAGUACGAAGCCCGCAACGAUAAGGAGCUGCCCGUCUUGGCUCGAUUCUUCCCACAAAACCUUGUUGGGGACGAUUUGCCUGUAGCGAAAUACCUCGACUUGAUUCUCUAUUCACGGGAACAAAUAAACAAAGAAAAUGCUUCCCAAGGUCGGGAUCCAAAUCCAGCAUCGGCACCGUGGAAUAUUGUCUCCAUCAAGGCGCAAGAUGUACCGGAUGAGCUACCCAUGAAUCCGAUUACCGCCAUGCGCAAUUCUCUGGGGAAGGCCGAGGGCGGUAGCGGAGUACCGUUGGAUCGAAAGGCCUACGCGGAAGCCGUCAACUAUUGGAAGGACCAUGCUGUGAUUUCGUAA
Molecule: messenger RNA, 640 nt
Organism: Phaeodactylum tricornutum CCAP 1055/1
Lineage: Eukaryota; Bacillariophyta; Bacillariophyceae; Surirellales; Neidiaceae
Exons: 1
Coding region: 23-640 (205 amino acids)
Source: RefSeq, a predicted model, not a curated record